ACAGCGACAGUCAUGCAUCUUUUAACCAUCACAAGUUCCUCUGGCCCUAACGCCGAAAAACCACCACAUAAGAAGAAGAAGAAAAUGCAUGGUCCGAGGCCAUCGUCGCUGUUACUACUUCCAGAUGAUUUAUCUCUGAACUGCUUAGCACACGUGCCUCGACGUUACCACCCGUCGGUUUCAAUGGUCUCCACAACCUUGAGGCGUCUCAUCGCCUCGCGGGAGAUUUACGUAGAAAGGUCACUACUUCGCCGAACGGAGCACGUCCUCUACGUCGCGCUUAGAUAUUGCGUUACAGAUACCCCUCGAUGGUACACUCUCAAUCUCAAACCUUUCGGACAACAAGAAGAAUCUGGAGUUAACUAUAGUUUGGUUCCUGUCCCGUCGCCGUUCCCUUCGGUUCCUUCUUGGGGAAUGUCCAUCGUCACCGUCGGUUCAAAGAUUUAUGUUAUCGGUGGAUGCGUCAAAGACAGGUUCGUCUCCACUGGGUUUGUCAUCGACUGUCCAUCGUACACGUGUCGCUUCCUCCCUAGGAUGAAGCAAAAAUGCGGCUGCGCCGCCGCGGAGAUCGUCGACGGGAAGUUGUACGUGAUCAGAGGGUGUAAGCCUAAGUCUUUGAACUGGAUAGAGGCUUUUGAUCUCGAGACUGAAACUUGGGAGACUGUGACGGGUGUGUACAACGUGGAGGUGCAUGAGCAUGAGAAAAUGAUCAGGAGUUUCGUGAUGGAUGGUAAGAUUUACUUGAUGGAUCGAAACAAUAGCUUUGUUUACGAUCCGAAAGAACGAAGGCUGGAG
Raphanus sativus (radish) is the source of this 795-nucleotide messenger RNA. Its product is annotated as F-box/kelch-repeat protein At4g39240-like. The record is from RefSeq and is a predicted model, not a curated record. The transcript has a single exon. NCBI's taxonomy places the organism in Eukaryota, Viridiplantae, Streptophyta, Magnoliopsida, Brassicales, Brassicaceae. The annotation marks the transcript as partial. Gene Ontology annotation, molecular function: protein binding.